Suillus plorans is the source of this 434-nucleotide messenger RNA. RefSeq lists its product as uncharacterized. Lineage: Eukaryota; Fungi; Basidiomycota; Agaricomycetes; Boletales; Suillaceae. The record is from RefSeq and is a predicted model, not a curated record. The annotation marks the transcript as partial. The transcript has 5 exons.
AUGCCUAUCAGCGGUGUCCUUGUAAACGUGCACGACCCUGACUACGUGUUGGCGACGCACAAAGACGGCGCGCACGUCAAGGUCGAAGGUCAGGGCUUCAACAGUACCGACAAUCAGAGGUGGAUUGCGCAGUUCAAAUACGUCAAAGAAACAGAAACACGUCUGUGGUCGGUCCAGAACAAGGAUACUGGAAAUUACUUGUCGUGGAACUCAAGCAUGCAAGUCCUCAUGAGCGACACUGAGCACUGGUGGAAAUUGGUCUUCGUAGGUGAGAAUAUCAAGUCCCCCACGCGUCCAAGAACGAUGAAAGCUACUACACUUUGGAGCUUGAAGACAAUGCAUCGGUCACCCUCAAGAACCAGACGGGCAAGCUCAUCAGCAGGCAGCUGUGGACUCCCGUGGAUAAAUAAGCGUGCGCUUGGAGGAUUUGGUUU